AUGACCGAAAACGAAAAACAACUUUCUUCUUCAUCGGAACACUCAUCGGCGCAUCUUGAGGUGGAAGACGAUUCUUCAUCAUCAUCAACCACACUCUCAUUAACAUCAAAUCCAUACAAUGGAUCCAAGCUCUUCCGAUACGUGAUGGAUUAUUUGAACGAAAUAAAAAACAAGCCACAAGAUUUAGUGUUGGAAUGCGAAGAGAUAUCUUUGAAAGUACUGGAUAAUGAUAAUGGAUUUAAAUAUGUGAUGCGAAAGAUGGAUGGAAAAGAGGAGUUGGAGGAAGCGUUUUUUGUGGAGUAUUUGGAAAAGUAUUGUCAUGAAUAUCAUCAAUUUUUGUUUGAUCCAGAACAGUCGUCAUUGAAUGAUGUAGAAACUUCUUUGUCAACAACGACUGAACAUAUUAUUGAAAUGCAGUCAUCUACCCUAAUUGAAGAUGUCACGGAAGAAGAAACGAAUUUGCAACAUUCAAACAAUUCUAAUUCGGAUUGA
This is a messenger RNA of Naegleria lovaniensis, 492 nucleotides long. RefSeq lists its product as uncharacterized. Lineage: Eukaryota; Heterolobosea; Eutetramitea; Acrasida; Naegleriidae. Bases 1 to 492 code for a protein of 163 amino acids. The record is from RefSeq and is a predicted model, not a curated record. The transcript is spliced from 2 exons.